Messenger RNA from Camponotus floridanus (Florida carpenter ant), 625 nucleotides. Its product is annotated as lipopolysaccharide-induced tumor necrosis factor-alpha factor homolog. The transcript is spliced from 4 exons. The record is from RefSeq and is a predicted model, not a curated record. Gene Ontology annotation, molecular function: zinc ion binding. NCBI's taxonomy places the organism in Eukaryota, Metazoa, Arthropoda, Insecta, Hymenoptera, Formicidae. Bases 168 to 515 code for a protein of 115 amino acids.
CCACCCAAUCCGCGUAUCCCGCCAUUGCGCUCAAGUUCACAUGUACGAAGACUCAUGGCAGUUUUACGGAAGUGAUUUUGCUGUCGUGUCGCGAACACGUCCACGGACAUCGGCACAACAUUCUUCUACGAGCGUUCCCCUGUAGCUUGACAGAAUAAUCAUUAUUGAUGGAUAAAAUGGAGCAGAAUCCGCCGCCACCUGGUUUUGCCUCACCUCCAUACACUCCAUAUCCGCAGCCACCACCACAACCACAGCCACCACCACAACCAAGUGUCAUUAUAACGGCCGGAGCUUUUGGUCCACAAUCGCAACAUCUGACUUGUCCACACUGUCAUGCUAAUAUAUCCACACGCGUGGAAACGGAAGCGAACAUGAAAACUCAUUUGAUCGCGCUGCUUCUUUGUGCUUUGGGACUCUGGUGUUGUGUACCAUGUCCCUACUGUAUGGACGGCUGUCUGGCGAAGAAACAUUAUUGUCCAUCAUGCGGUACUUAUCUUGGAAUAUCCGAAAAUUGACGAAUUCUGAAUUAGAUAAGAAUACAAAGAGAUACUGUGGCAUUAUUGUCGACCAAUAUGUGUAGGAUAAAAAAAAACAAUUUGUGUAUGCUUUAAAAAAAUAUCAAUUA